This is a messenger RNA of Schizosaccharomyces osmophilus, 4821 nucleotides long. It is a transcript of the gene mis4, whose product is annotated as cohesin loading factor (adherin) Mis4/Scc2. Gene Ontology annotation, cellular component: Scc2-Scc4 cohesin loading complex. The coding region runs from base 1 to 4821 and encodes 1606 amino acids. Gene Ontology annotation, molecular function: chromatin binding. Lineage: Eukaryota; Fungi; Ascomycota; Schizosaccharomycetes; Schizosaccharomycetales; Schizosaccharomycetaceae. The transcript has 7 exons. Gene Ontology annotation, biological process: establishment of protein localization to chromatin; replication-born double-strand break repair via sister chromatid exchange; establishment of mitotic sister chromatid cohesion. The record is from RefSeq and is a predicted model, not a curated record.
AUGACGCCGGAAAUACCUGAAGGAACCAAUUCACCGUUUGAUUUACUGGAGGCCUUAAAAUACACACCAUUAGUUUCAUCUAUACCUCUUAGCAACGGUACCGAAAAUGCAGUUCCUCCAAAGUCGGUAGCAAGCAAUACACCUUUGUGCUUAUCUCCUGAAGAAAAAGAGUUAAUGCAGCGAUACCUGGAUCUUUUGGAGCCUAACGCGCAAGAAGUGUCUGACGUGCAGCAGCUUCAAUUUUAUAAAGACGCGCUCGCUCCCAUGCUGCAAGAUGUUCCCAUGCCUAAUAUUCGAAUUCCUGUAGCAAAGGCAACACAUGAGGAGUCAUCUUUUUUUCCAAAUUCUUUGUUGAAUCCUUUGACAGAGUCCUUAUUGCAGCCUUCUGAGGUUGAAUUUGUUCCUACAGAUGUAAACUCAGGUACAUCUUCCUCAUUCACUGAUUCUACUUCUAGUACUUCUACAUGUUUAAGUCCUUUUAUUUCCAACAAGGAUGCUCCUAAAACUGCAGAGAUCCCUCGAAGUCCCUCAACAGCGCGAAUUCUUAGAGCUGUCGAAUUCAAAAGCCCUAGUCGAGCAUUUUCACUUACAUCCACCCCUAAAAAACGCCAGCUCUCAGAAAGUGGAAGCGUCGUUUCUACGCCUUCUUCCAAGGUCCAAAGGCUUCAGGAUGUCAUAGAGAAGCAAGUGCAUGACACCCAAUUGGUCUUGAAUGUAAUCUUACUUGGAGAUUCCAAAACCUCUGACUGUUAUGUAUCCUUCGCCGGAUCCCAUGUUAGGGUAAUAUCUACAGAAAUUAUUGAGAAGAUUUCUAUUUCUUUAACAAAAUUGAGUUACUUGGGGGAUUGCCAUAAGUUGUUAAAAGAAGAAGAUGCUAUAUCGCUCAAAAUGAUUAUAGAAUCGAGUUUGAAGAGUUUAGACUUUGUAAACAGUUCUACUGAGGAUGCAGAUGACGAUAUGAUAUGCUCAAAAGCUAACUAUUUAUUAAAAAAUGUAUCCCUCAUUUUUCAGAUACUCAAUAUGCUGCCUGCUUUUAAAAAACUGCAAAACGAGGAGUCCUUUUUAUUUAUUCUUGAUACCCUUCAUUCUUUACUUGAUUACUUUUUCUUAAAGACUAUGACGAGCGUUGAUAUGAGCAUGAUCGAAGGCUCUGAGGAAUCCAAUUACCGCCCAUUUUUAUCUCUUACGCAAAAGAUUGCCAAUGCCUUUACUUUAUUAUCCAAAAUUGUACAUGCUAUUCCUUUGUCUGAAGCUGUCGUUAUCAAAGUUGUCUUUCUGUCCAUGAAAACUAUCACUGUGGAUUCCUCUAUUAAAGAAAAACCGUCUUUAAUUCAAAACCUUCCAUUGGACAUUCUUAAAGUUCCUUUGUUUGACACCCUUCAGUUCAUUUUCAGCUUAUACCCUGCUCAGCGUGAUUUUGUGCUGCAAGAAGUCCUUGCUAAUUUUGCGCAGUUACCUACCGCUCGUUCAACCUCCAGGACCUUUAAACUUUCCAAUGGCAAGUCUGUUCAAUUAUACUCCACUUUGCUGGUUCGAUUACUUCAGGCAUGUACUAUAACGCAUCUUCCAGAGGAUCCAACUUUUAAAACAGAAGACCCUACAAAGGAUUUAGUCAACUCUGAUUAUUGCCAGUCACAUUUAAAUUCGGUUGAUGCUUUAUUGUCUAAAUCAAGACACGAUGAGUACAGAGUCGCAAACCAUAUUGUCGGUUAUUUGCUCGGGAGAUCAUUAAGGCAAACAAAAUCUGAUAUAAAUAACUCUUUUGUUACAUUGACAAGAAUUAUGCUAGAAGAUUUGCUUAAUAUGCUUACUGUACCCGAGUGGGUUGGAACAGAGACACUAGUUCGACAAUUUGCAUUGAAUCUUAUCAUGAUGAUAGUCAAAGAAAAGAACUCUGUUACCACAAAGAAUACGGCCCUUGAUUUUUUUAGUGUUAUCGUGAAUAAACUAUUGACAACAUUCGAUAUAUCUCUAUUUGAAAAAUAUGAUCUGCCGGUACCUUCGAACUUUAAUGACCCUAAUUGCUUUUUAAGUGGAGUUCCACGUUUUGAGGAAAUUACUUCAUCUUGCCUCGCGUAUCUUAACACUUUGUGCGGCAAUGAUGAUUCGCUCGAGAAUAUCGUUCCAUAUACGCUGAACCAAUGGAUUUCUUUUCUGUUUCAGAUCAGAAAAGCAUCCAAUGAUCCAGAAUCCAACUAUUUGAUAGACAAAGUUCUUCUAAAAAGCUCAAAUUUAAACAUGGAUUCCGUUAUGGAUUCAACUGUUUACACAAAUCAUGAGAUUAUUCACGAUUAUUUUGUUCUAUCUUUAUAUCGUUCCUCUUUAUACUUGAAUUUGAAGUUUUUUGUAUCACUGAUUAUUGGAUUUCUUGACAGUCCCCAAACCAGUUUACGAACGAAGAGUUUAAGGAUCAUCAGCCAGAUGAAGUCUAUCCCGGCCAUACUCCAUGCACAUCCAGAAGUUUUGUCUCAGGUGGUUUCAAAGGUAGCCGAUCCCUCAGCUUUCGUUCGAGACACUGUGUUGGAUUUAUUAAGUACAUACAUGAUGGCCUUCAAAGAAACCAUAAAUCAAUUAUAUGUAUUUAUCGCGGCUGGGGUAUCCGAUAGUUCUGUGAGUGUUCGGAAGCGCGCAUUAAAACAACUUGCAGAUAUAUAUGAAGUUACUAACAGUAUAAACAUUCGAUGCGAUAUUUGCAUGAAGUUGCUAUCGAGGAUGAAUGAUGAGGAAGAGAAUAUCACCGAAUUAAGUCUUCAAACGCUCGAGUCUUUGUGGUUUAACAAUGCUUACUUAUCUAUUGAUCCUCAUAAAAAAUAUGAUGAUUUGAGCUUUUUGGAAAAGCAAAAAAUAAAAGUUCACUAUCGUUCAUUAUUAAAGCUAUCUUCAGAUCCCAGUCCUGCAUUACAUGUUUCCUUAGUAACGACAUUGAAAAGAAUGCUUACUUCGAAAGAAAAUGAGUUAACCAAAGAAUUUUGUUCCCGCAUACGUUUUCUUCUUUCGUUUUUAUUUACCUUAUUAAUCGAGGUAGCAACCGAGGACGAGGGGAAUUCUUUUGAAGUGGAACUUUUGCAUGAAACAAUGAGUACUCUUUUUGUUCUUUCUCGUUCUUUUCCCUUUUUAUUUGAUUAUUCACAACUUCAAGUUCUAAAACCGUACUUGAAAUCAGCUUCAAACAUUGAAGAGCAGCGAUUGUUAUACUAUGUAGUAGCCAUAUUCCGACAAGUUUUACCUCGUCAAAAGGAAAUUCCGGAAGGGUUUUUGCGUAGUCUUGAGACUACAAUGCUACAAAGACUUACCAAGGCGGGAUCUGCCACUCUGAAAGAAAUGGUACCCUGCUUGUGUUAUUUAUUGAGUCAUCUAAAUGAUGAUCAAAGGCUUUAUAAAAUUUUAGGUUCUUGUCUCAAAACACUUGAAGAAACGAGGAAGAAUGAUUUCUCAUCGUUAAAGGCUUUUCGUCUAAUAGAACUUAUUGGACUCUUUGCUAGGUUUGGAAGACUUGAAAAAAUAGAUGUCGAUUGGACAGGAGUUUUUUCUUUCCCUAAGGACGAAAGCACCGAUAUUUACGUUCUAUUGCUCAAUUAUAUGGACCAUCUUCUUUCGUCGUCUAAUGAUGAUUUGCGUAUACAUGUAAUUGAAAACAUGACAAAAAUUGUCCUAGCCCAACCCACGUUGUUCACUUCGUCAAGGAUGUUAAGCAUGCUAGAUAACAUUUUUGAAGAGAACAACGUUGAUUGUGUCUCAGUGAUUUUUAGGUCAUUCUUGGAACUAUUAGCAGCUGAUGAGGAUUUGAUUUCAGAAGCUGAUGAAAAACUGGAAAGCAAAUCAAACCAGAAUAAAAAGUCUAAGCGUGAACAAGUGAACGUAGACAUGCUUAAAGGUUUUACGGAAAGACAGUGGGCUGAAGGCGUGAGCGCUUGUUUAAUGCAAAAAUAUUUAUCAAAUAUCUUGAAUUCUUGCUUCUCAAAGAAUCUGAAUUUUGCUCUACUCGCAUUAGAGAUAUUACAACAUAUCAUUCGCCAAGGCCUUGCGAAUCCCAGAUUGUGCUUUCCCGUAAUUGUCGCUUUGGAAGCCAGUGAAGUUGAAGAAUUAAAACAGAUUGCUAUCAACUUGCACACAGAGUUGCUUCAAAAGCAUGAAUCACUAGUAGAUGGUUUGUAUGCGCAAGCAGCAACUUUGAUGUUCUCUUCCAAAACUUUCCCUGAAAAUUUUGUUUGUACUAUCGAAGAACAUUCUGUGUUCCAAGGCACAUACAAUGUUUUGCUAUCGACCAAAAACGCGAGAUCUAGAAGGAAAUUUUUAAUGCAAAUGCUGAAACUUCUAGAAUAUGAUAAUGAAAAGCUAACUAAUAUGUCACACGAAAAGAUCUUGUUUUUUAAUUUCUGUUGUUCAGCAUUGGGUGGAAUCAAAUACUUGAGCCUUGACGAGCCGUUAAUGAUUCUUCAAGUCAUUGAUACCGUCUUAGCGACGAUUGGACCAACCAUUACUGAAUGGAUGAAGGGGCAUUUUGAACAGCCCUAUAAAUUCUUUUCAGGAAUCUUACUCUGCAAUUUCAUUCACCUCAAGCGAUACUUGAAGUUUGUUUAUUCUAUAACAGAUGAAAAAGUACACAACUUUGAUAGCAGCAAAACGUUCCGAGACAAAAAGGUCCCACUCAGAAAUAGUGGUCUUACGGCUGAGUUGUUACAUCCAGACAACAAGAGAGAGGAUGUUGCAGUUAUGUGUAUCCAAAUGUUUGAAGAUGAGAAUAUAUCAACUGAUCCGAUCGUGAAAGACGAAUUAGACGCUCCGGAGGAAGAACAUUCAGGAGAAGCAGGGAAUGAAUGA